AUGCGACAGAUUCAUACUCGGUUACGUGUUGAUCAUCAUUUGAUGCAUUCAGCUCGAAUGCAAUACGGUCUCUUCUUGAAAGCCAUCGGAAUGACUCUCGAGGAUGCGUUGGCGUUCUUCCGUGCUGAAUUCACCAAGAAAGUCGACAGCGAUAAGUUCGACAAGCAGUAUGCCUAUAAUAUUCGACAUAAUUACGGCAAAGAGGGCAGUCGUCGUGACUAUAAAGCUUAUUCGUGUGCUAAAAUUAUACUCGGUGAUGCGCCGACCGGCCAACAAUGUCACGGUUAG
Messenger RNA from Anisakis simplex (herring worm), 288 nucleotides. NCBI's taxonomy places the organism in Eukaryota, Metazoa, Nematoda, Chromadorea, Rhabditida, Anisakidae. The record is from the annotation of a GenBank genome assembly.